Molecule: messenger RNA, 504 nt
Organism: Rotaria sp. Silwood1
Lineage: Eukaryota; Metazoa; Rotifera; Eurotatoria; Philodinida; Philodinidae
Source: the annotation of a GenBank genome assembly
AUGAAUAUCGAAAAUGUUUACUUAAUUCCUCAUUCAUCGAAACCUGUCAACGAAUAUUUCAAUCCCAAAUUAUUAGCAGGUCUAUAUCCAACUUUAUUUUGUUAUGGAUGUGGAGCACCUGAAGAUCAAUCGCGUCCAGUUGAAGUAAAAUUAAAAGAACAUAUACGUUAUCUAUUAUCUUACAACGAUCGUCGUUUUGAAACAAACCACAGUUUUAUAUUUGUGGUCUUCAAUCUAUUGCAACGACGUGAUGCCUGCUUUCAUGCUCAACUGAUAGCAACAAAACCUUACUUUCAAACAUCUGCUGAUGAAAUUCAAUCUUUGAAUAGUAAAGACAUUGAAAUGGCUCUUGACAACAAUUUCAAAAGAACAUAUAGUGCAGAAUCAAAUAGUACAUUAAACAAACUUCUGCAACAUAUUAAAACUAUUGGAGGCCGAGUUAUGGGUUCAGCAUAUUCACGAACAGCUUUACGUACUCAAAUUCAUGCACUUAUAUAUAAUUAA